AUGCUUUCGAAACAACAUUUGGCCAAUCCAGGCCUUCGGUAUCAACAAGCCCGACGAGACCCAGGAGAAGCACCUCCACCCAGCGUGGCUGCUUCCAAUAUGGCUCGGAUGCCAGCAGCAGCAGCGGCACCUCCAACUCGUGCUAACAGCGUGGCAUCGCGGUAUAUGCAGGCGGCCAAUCCUCAUGUGGCUGCCAGUCAAGAUGUCUGGGUCAACAAUGUUAGUGGAGGAGGAGGAGGAGCACCACCACCACCUGCUGCUGAUCCGGAUGGAGGUGUGGUCCUGAAACCAGCCUUUAUUCAGAACAAUGCUCAUCCUGGCUUUGAACCCCCCGAAAUAUAUCGGCCACCACCCGUAAUACCCACACCUGCAGCAGCAGCAGGACGAGGCGGAAGAUCCAGGAGCAGCAGUCAUGACGGCGACGAAUUCUAUGGUUCCACCCAUACAUCCACCACGGCUGCUACUGCCCCUCAAAUUGGUGCCGUCCGCAUGCCAGGAUUGGAUGGACAAUUGGACAAUGACAAUGACAUGAACAUUUCUCUUCCACCAGCAGUGGAUCCCUAUCAUCAUGUGGUGGCACAAGCAGUUGACGAUGAGUCUGCAGGUGGCAUGGACAAGGAUCUAAGGGAUCGAGUGGCAAACUUGGAAGAAGAUUUGAAAAAGUCUUAUAUGAUGUUGAGUGCCCACAGUCGACAUGGAGGUCUAUCGGCCGAUGGCAGCGAUGCGGAUACCGAUUUACUACGACAGCGAGUCCAAGAAUUAGAACAGCAACUGGCCAACCCCGCAAAUCAAUCGACUCAUAGUAGGAGUCGUAGUUUGACCACCGGAGAUUCCGAUGAAUUUGCCAAUCCUUCACCCUCGGAAGGCUUGGUGACGGCAGCCUCUUCCAGAAUUGUCGUGGCGGUGGUGGAUCCAGCCGUUACACCAAAGCCACCGCGUGUUGGCGAUGUCGAACGGGGGAAUAGUGAAGAUGAAGACGAGGACGAAUCCAAGGGUAUUCCAGUUGGAAUCAAAUGCCUCAUAUUGCUGGUCCUACUAGGGGGGAUUGGUGCUGCAGUCUUCUUUUUGGUUCCCUUUGGUGACGACGACGAUGAGGGUGUCGGGAUAGUGCCCGUUCAAGUGACUCCCACCGACGCACCAGCCGUUCCAGCAGAGCCAACCUUGUCUCCCACCGACUCUGUGGUAUUCCCUAUUUGUCCAUCGCACUUCCAAGGCAGCAACAACAAUAGUAGUUCCUCCUCAUCCUCCUAUGUGGCCACUGGAAGCAAGAAUCAAACCUAUAUUCUUGAUUGCAGUAUUGCUGGUGAUGUCUCGGCCAUUCAAAUUGACCGCUCAACUUGUGAACCAUCCUGUGCCUUUUUGUUGGAAAAGUCGGCCUAUGAAGACUUGUGUGUCGACAGUUUCUUUGCGUUGGAUGUUCCGGACGAAUACUUUGGUGAUGGUAACACAUUGUUCGAGCUGGGUCACUUGGAUAUUGGGGCCAACGUGAGUUGUGCCAAUGCCACCAAUUAUAUCAUUCCCGAUCCCAGUGCUUCCCCGAGUCUGGCACCUAGUUCUGCGGCAUCGGAAAACCCAACCUUGGCAGUAUUGAUUCCUACCGAGCCUCCGACACCGAUUCCUACUGUAACGCCAACACCGCCUCCGACAGGAGUACCAACCCCCCCGCCUACUCCACAACCUACUCCUUCGCCUACUCCCGAACCAACGCCGCCACCCACGGAACCACCAGUCGAUCGAUUGGGCGAAGCAUUGGAGCGAUUCUUUCCUGGAGAAUCCCUUAGCGAAACUUCGGCCGAGUACCGAGCCUUGGAGUGGGCGUCUCAGAUUGAUUCUCGGAAUGCCGCCAUCAAUUCCGUCGAAUUCCGGGAACGAUUCACUUUGGCCAAUCUGUUUUAUGCCACCAAUGGAGACUCAUGGACCCGAAGGUCUGGAUGGACUGGAGAAGGGAACCAUUGCGAUUGGCAGGGUGUUACUUGUAGCAAUGAGCAAGUUUCAUUACUGGAUCUCAAUGACAACAACAUGAAUGGACCCAUAAUCAAAACUUGGGACAAUCUGGCUCUUAUUUCACGGUUGCGAAUGAUGGAGAAUGGUCUCGUGGGAACCGUGCCCACUGAAAUGGGAAGAAUGUCGAACCUUGGCCGAUUGGAACUCUCCGAUAACUUCCUCGACGGGGAAUUUCCAACGCAGAUUGGGGAUCUAGCGCAGCUCACGAAUUUGCAAAUCCGCAACAACCUCUUCCGAGGAGAAAUUCCAACACAUCUGGGCCGCUUGACUCGAUUGCAAUCCUUUGUGGCCGAGUUCAAUCAAUUUUCUGGUCGAAUUCCCGACGAGCUGUCUGGCAUGACCAGCUUGCGGAACAUUUACUUGGGCCGCAAUCAAUUGGCGGGACCGAUUCCUGCGUCCUUUGAAAGCUUUUCCCAGCUGACCCUGCUGAGCAUUUCCGAGAAUCGUCUCUCGGGUUCUCUUCCAGCCGAAUUGAGUCGAAUGACCAACUUGCAACGCUUCUCCGCUGCGCAAAAUCAGCUCUCGUCCUCCAUUCCGGAUGAUUUUGGUGCUUGGACCGCCAUGACCUACCUCAGUGUUUUUGACAACCAAUUGACGGGCACAAUUCCGUCUUCAAUGAGCCAAUGGACGAAUACCGACACGAUUUAUUUCUAUGAGACCGGUGUCACGGGAUCCAUGAACAGCUUUUGCAGUUCUGGCAAUGUAGGUGAUUCCAACUUUGAAUUCUAUGCUGAAUGUGGUCUGGAAUGCAGUUGCUGCACGCAUUGUUGUACGAAUCAGAAUUGCGGCCAAGUUUAG
Messenger RNA from Cylindrotheca closterium, 2802 nucleotides. Lineage: Eukaryota; Bacillariophyta; Bacillariophyceae; Bacillariales; Bacillariaceae. The record is from the annotation of a GenBank genome assembly.